GACGACGAGGCAUGCCCCAAAAAUCUAUAUUCCGACAGCCAGGGGCCCAGCACUUCCAGCUGGUCCACAGGUCACAGCGCGAUCCCCUCAUCCACGACCCUGAGGCGUCGCAGCAUGUCCUCAAAGCCUUCGUUCCAGAAAACCAGAAGAAGGGAAAGUCAAAGGCUGAGCUAGAAAGUCUACUCUCUCCGUCUGACCUGGCCCACGAUGCCUCACGAUCUAACAUCGGCGAAGCCUCUCUCUACGGCGUCUACUACGAUGACACCGACUAUGAUUACAUGCAGCACUUGCGGAACGUUGGUAUACAGGAGGAAGGCGUGGAUUCUGUUCUCAUUGAAGCCCCCGCUGCUCCGAAAUCGCACUCUAGAGAGAAGGGGAAGACACCGAUAUCCUUACGCGACCUCCCGGCCGAAUCACUCCCUUCGACAUCGGAACGACCGUGGAAUGUCGAGAGCCAGCAGGCCAUUCCCAGCUCAAUAGCAGGGUUUCAGCCGGAUAUGGACCCUCACCUGAGACAGGUUCUGGACGCAUUGGAAGACGAGGCAUUUGUAGACGAAGGGUUAGAAGACGACUUUUUUGAAAAUCUGAUUCAGGAUGGCGAGAGAGCGCCAAACGAGAGGUCCGACUACGACUUCGUGGAAGAUGGGGUCUCGGAAGAGGCGGAUACUGCGACGGGAGAAGUAGAUGAUAAUUGGGAGGCCAGGUUCGUGGCUUUCAAGAAGGCACAGCAGGCUGGAGCCGGUGGAUCCGGUGGUGAAGACGAGUGUUCUGAAGGCGCAGAUACGAUCGGCCGCAUGCCAGAGUUCUCCGUCUUGGGAGGGAAGAAGAGACGAAAAAGCACAUCCGACGCCUCAGGAUACAGUAUGACUAGCUCAUCGAUGUUCCGAAAUGAAGGAUUGAGGGCCCUUGAUGAGCGAUUCGAUCAGAUUGAGAAGGAAUACGCAUCGGAUGAGGAGGAUGACCCUGAAGAAGAUGACGACGAUGCGCCGCAGCUGCUCACUUCUCGUGAAGAUUUUGAUAACCUCAUGGACGAAUUCUUGGAAAAGUUUGAGAUAUCUGGCGGGAAAAUGAAGCCGUCUCUACCAGGUACAGGCGCCGAAAAAUUGGAAGCUCUGCGUUUGGCGAUGGGCCAGGAUAGCCGGGUCAGGGAGAGGGGCAGCGAUGAAUUGGACGACAGUAAUGACGAUGACAUCUUCGCUGCAUGGGCAAAAGAAGACAAAAAAUAUAGAUGGGACGUUGAAACUGUCCUUACAACACACACCAAUCUUGAGAAUCAUCCUCGACUGAUUAGAGCUCGCGAAAGUAAGCCCGUGCCCAGGAUACGCCUAGAUCCACGAACCGGCCUUCCAUCUGUCGUUGAAUCGCCUGCUGUGAAUGCACCAAAACGGCAACAUAGAAUUCCAUCUCCCAUAGACGAAAUGAUUCCUGCACGCACCACUAUCACUAGACCUCGAGCAGAAACCAGGGAGGAAAAGAAGGCACGCAAGGACGCGGUCAAGGCCAGUCGACAAACGCGUCGCGUUGAAAAGAAAGUUGUGAAAGAGCAGUUCUCUGCUGCAAUAAAGCAGCAGACUCGGAUCAUAGGCGACAAGCAGGUCAAGACGCGAAAGCUUUGACACGAUGCGUGCGCGAUGUAUAAGAGAUAUGUACAACAGAAAAGUAACUAGUACAGACAUAAAUAUUGUUAGUUGUGGGUAUUGUGUAAUACAUGACGGUGU
Molecule: messenger RNA, 1718 nt
Organism: Heterobasidion irregulare TC 32-1
Lineage: Eukaryota; Fungi; Basidiomycota; Agaricomycetes; Russulales; Bondarzewiaceae
Exons: 5
Coding region: 12-1616 (534 amino acids)
Biological process (GO): ribosomal small subunit export from nucleus; ribosomal small subunit biogenesis
Cellular component (GO): nucleus; preribosome, small subunit precursor; cytosol
Source: RefSeq, a predicted model, not a curated record